CCCGGAGCAGAGCAUGAGGGGAGAAGGGAGCCCAGAAGGGAGCCCAAAAAGCCCCGGCAUCCCUGAAUGGGGAGCGAAGAGGGGGCAGCUUUUGGGAUUGCUGGGACUGCCAGCAGGCUGGGGAGGGCGGGCACCGAGGAGAAGGGGGACCCCCAAUGUAAGCGUGACCCCAGCAGCUGGGACAGGGGCAACCCUGAACAGCAGAGGGGAGGGAGCAGGGACGGGGAAUUCCUGGGAGGCUUUUUCAGGGCUGAAUCUUGGUGUUUGGGAGGUUUUUCUGGAGCCCCGAUGCCCGGUGACUUGUAGAGAUGCACUUGGGCAAAGGGACCUUCAGACUCAAUGUGCUCAUCCUUUGUUUUCCUCAAUCCAGGAUUUCCAUUGCCAACCCCCAUUGAGGCUAUGAGGAAAAUGCCCCAGAACAUGCAAGCAGAGCAGGAGCUGAGCAUGGAGAGCAGGGAGGACAAAUCCCUGCGGCAGAACCUCGUGGCAGAGGCCGUUUUGAGCGGCUCCACGGCGCCGGAACCCAACGGGGAGGAAAAGCCCUGGAGAUGCCGCAUGAGGAGGGGCUGCAAACGCAGAUGGCGGGGAUCUGAGGGGGAAAGAGCCAGCCUGGGCCGGGAAGGCGGCCGGAGAUUGAGCCAGAGCUCAGAGCUGGUGGUCCAUGAGGAGGUUCCUGAUGGGGAGAAGCCCCACAUGUGCGAGGAGUGUGGGAAGAGCUUCAGAUGGAGCUCCAAUCUGAUCAUCCACCAGAGGAGCCACACUGGGGAACGGCCCUACGAGUGUGAUCAGUGCAGGAAGAGGUUUCAGAGCAGCUCAAAUCUCCUCCUGCACCAGCGCACGCACACAGAGGAGAGGCCCUUCCGCUGCCCCGACUGUGGGCAGGGCUUCAGGCACAACUCCCAUCUUGUCCUGCACCGGCGCAUCCACACUGGGGAGAGGCCCUACGAGUGUGAGGAAUGUGGGAAGAGCUUCAGGCACAGCUCCACCCUGAUGCAGCACCAAAAGAUCCACACUGGGGAGAGGCCCCAUGAGUGUGAGGAAUGUGGGAAGAGCUUCAGGCAGAGCUCCACCCUGAUCCAGCACAAGAGAACCCACACUGGGGAACGGCCCUACGAGUGUGGGGAGUGUGGGAAGAGCUUCAGCCACCGUUCCAGCCUGAUUGUCCACCAAAAGAUCCACACUGGGGAGAGGCCCUACGAAUGUUCCAAGUGUGGGAAGGGGUUUCGGAUCCGCUCCCAUCUCCUCCGGCACUAUCAGAGUCACACAGAGGAGAGGCCCUUCUGCUGCCCCGACUGCGGGAAGGGAUUCAGGCACAACUCCACCCUCGUCACCCACCGGCGCAUCCACACUGGGGAGAGGCCCUACGAGUGUCCCCAGUGUGGGAAGAGCUUCUCCAGCAGCUCUCACUUGACCCAACACCAACGGAGGCACCAAGGAGAGAAGCCCCACAAGUGCGAGGAGUGUGGGAAGAGCUUCAGGUGGAGCUCCCACCUGAUCAUCCACCAGAGGAGCCACACUGGAGAACGGCCCUACGAGUGUGAUCAGUGCAGGAAGAGGUUUCAGAGCAGCUCAAAUCUCCUCAGGCACCAGCGCACGCACACAGAGGAGAGGCCCUUCCGCUGCCCCGACUGCGGGCAGGGCUUCAGGCACAACUGCAGUCUUGUCAGGCACCGGCGCAUCCACACUGGGGAGAGGCCCCACGAGUGUGAGGAAUGUGGGAAGAGCUUCAGCCGGAGCUCCCACCUGAUCCAGCACCAGAGGACCCACACUGGGGAACGGCCCUACGAGUGUGGGGAGUGUGGGAAGAGCUUCAGUCAGCAUUCCAACCUGAUCAUGCACCAAAAGAUCCACUCUGGGGAGAGGCCCUACGAGUGUUCCAGGUGUGGGAAGGGGUUUCGGAUCCGCUCCCAUCUUUUCCGUCACUAUCAGUGUCACACAGAGGAGAGGCCCUUCUGCUGCCCCGACUGCGGGAAGGGAUUCAAGGACAACUCCACCCUCGUCAGGCACCGGCGCAUCCACACUGGGGAGAGGCCCUACGAGUGUCCCCAGUGUGGGAAGAGCUUCUCCAGCAGCUCUCACUUGACCCGACACCAACGGAGGCACCGGUGAGGGAAGCCCUGCGAGUGCCCCGAGUGCGGGAAGAGCUUCGUGCGCUGCUCCAGCUCCAUCCCCCACUGCAGGAGCCACGCUGGGCACAGCCCUGGUGACCCACAUUCCCUGUGAUCCCUGUUGGGAACACACCUGCCUGCUUGUCCUUUUGGUUUGGCUUUAAUUUUUUUCUGUUCUUCCUCUCUUUGCCCUUCAAAAGCCAAAAGGGAUGGAUCUGUCACCUCAAAACCACUCAAAUCCCACUGAAAACAACUGAAUUUUAACCCAUAAAGGCUCAGUCCCUCCUCAAAAAAACUCAAUCCCAUGCCAACCUCACUCACUUCCACAGCCACGAGGGUGAGAUGGGGUUGGAAGGGGAUUGGGAGCAGUGGGAUCCCAAUUGGGAGCGGUGGGAUGGGGAUUGUGUGGGGCUGGCUGGGUGGGAUGUAUUUGACAGCAAAUAAAACUUUCAGAGUUACUGAUUUCUGUCCCAUUCAUUUUCAGUCAGUUCUGUUUGCAGAGUGCCACCUUCUCAGCUGUUUAAUUUGCUAUUAAAAUCCCAUUUUUCAAAUCAUCUAACCCAAACAGUCCAAAAACCAAUAUCCAAAUAACAGCACUACAAUUUAAUUUUAAAAAAUAAUUUGAAAGUACUUAAGGGUGUUAUUAAAGUUUAAUUGUUUGGUUAAAAUGUAGGAGAAAUUCUAGUGGUGCUUGGUUUUGUGUUUAGUAUAUUUACAAUAUGAAUUAUUUUACUAAGGUGUGUUAGAUUGUAUGUUAGUUUUAUCUAAAAUAUAUUAGUUAUUGAGUUAAAACUUUCAACAGGUAUUUCCUGGUAUUCAAUUUGUUUAUUUAUAUUUCUGGAUAAUGGUAUACUAAUAGUUGUUGUUUUAGGUUGACUCAUUAUUGGAGUUAUUUAAGUAAGUGUCAAAAAUAUUAUAUUUCAUUUUUAUUAUAAUUGAUUUCAUUUUAAUUAUAAUUUCUUGAUUUCUUA
Messenger RNA from Passer domesticus (house sparrow), 3079 nucleotides. RefSeq names its product zinc finger protein 883-like. NCBI's taxonomy places the organism in Eukaryota, Metazoa, Chordata, Aves, Passeriformes, Passeridae. The transcript has 4 exons. Gene Ontology annotation, biological process: regulation of DNA-templated transcription. The record is from RefSeq and is a predicted model, not a curated record. Gene Ontology annotation, molecular function: DNA-binding transcription factor activity, RNA polymerase II-specific; RNA polymerase II cis-regulatory region sequence-specific DNA binding.